AUGGCGAUUUCAGAGUCAGAAGUCAUUGUUGGUUCUCACCAGGAGCCCAUGACAGCUCUAUCCCUCGAGAAGCCAGCCUUGGCGGAAACAGCCAUCGCUAUGGACGCCGAUGGCGACGUGGCAGGCAUUAACAGUCCUGACGAUAGAGGUAAGGAAGGGUCCUUUCACUCGGCGUUCCGAAAGGUUAACAUGGGAAAAGGAACCGUCCUCGCCGCCAAGAUCGUGGACCGGGAGAAACAGCUGGCCGCCAAUAUACGAAACAUCCUCAGAAACGUUGGAGAAGAUCCAAACAGAGAGGGUCUUCUCAGAACCCCCGAACGGUACGCUAGAGCCAUGCUCUUUUUUACCAAAGGCUACGACGAAUGUGCAUGGCAUAUCGCCAAGGACGCCAUCUUUAAUGUAGACCACAGUGAGAUGGUUCUGGUCCGCGAUAUCGAGGUAUUUAGCAUGUGCGAGCACCAUCUGAUCCCCUUCAUGGGGAAGGUCCAUAUUGCGUACAUGCCCAGCGGUCGUGUAUUGGGUUUGUCGAAGCUGGCUCGAAUUGCAGAGGUUUACGCGCGCAGACUGCAGGUCCAAGAACGUCUGACGCAGCAGAUUGCCCAGGCAGUCGAUGAUAUUCUGAAGCCCCAAGGGGUUGUCGUUGUAAUGGAAUCUGCCCAUAUGUGCAUGGUUAUGCGAGGCAUACAAAAAACCAGCUCCAUGACUACGACUGCCUGCAGGACCGGUAUUUUCAAGAAGAACAAAGAUGUUGAGGAACAAUUUCAGUUCCUUCUCAAACUGAGACAAAGUCCAUAG
Aspergillus viridinutans is the source of this 795-nucleotide messenger RNA. Its product is annotated as GTP cyclohydrolase I. The record is from RefSeq and is a predicted model, not a curated record. Bases 1 to 795 code for a protein of 264 amino acids. Gene Ontology annotation, cellular component: cytoplasm. The transcript has 2 exons. Gene Ontology annotation, biological process: tetrahydrofolate biosynthetic process; tetrahydrobiopterin biosynthetic process. Gene Ontology annotation, molecular function: zinc ion binding; GTP cyclohydrolase I activity; GTP binding. NCBI's taxonomy places the organism in Eukaryota, Fungi, Ascomycota, Eurotiomycetes, Eurotiales, Aspergillaceae.